AUGGAGGAUUCCACAGAGGCGAGCGAGGUGCUGGACGACUGCGAGGCCUGUUUCGAGGGCGAGCCGGUGCUGCGGACGAAGACGGAGAGCUGGACUCAAUUACCUGAAGGCCGCCGAGGCAUCCGCGUGUCGGAGCUUUGGGACUUCUAUCGGCCUCAGACGGAGUGGCUGGAGCAGCUGAGGUGGCGAUGCGACAUCUGCCACCAGUCUUGCGUUUGCGCUGCCUGCCUUGGAGACAUGCCCGAGGAUUGCGAGCAUCAGCAGCAGUGCUCUUGUGGGGGUGGGGAUGGCGCCAAAGGCGAAAUGGAGACCAGGAACUUGUACGAGGUGGCCGCGGGGAUGAUCAUCCCCGCCUGCGCCGCGCUCAAGGUGUCCUACGUGGAGUUGCUCCGGCGCCGAGGCAAGGGGGAGGAGUUCGACGGAGUGAAACCGGACACCUUCGUGUCGCACUGGUGGGGAGAGGAGUUUCCCAAGUUUGUGCGCACGCUGACGGUCUUCGCGGAGAAGCGCUGCACGCUGCUGCCCUGGCUACACUUUUUUUACAAGCAGCGCGAAUACGAGACCUGGUCCUUUUGGAUCUGUGCCUUCGCAAACAACCAGUUUGCCAUCGACCACGCGCUCGGAGACUUCAGCAACGGCGCCACGCCCCGCACCGCGGUGAUGAGCUCCGCCUUCGCCAGCGCGCUGGACUCGGUGCAUGACGUCGUGGCGGUGCUGGAUGACCAGGCCAAGAUCUACACGAGGAUCUGGUGCUGCUUCGAGCUGUUUUCGGUCGCGCGCUUGCUUCCUCAGCGCAGAGGAAAGUCUUUGGAGAUCUUCAUAGCCAACGAGUCCGGGGUGGUGAGCUCUGGCUGUGGUGAUGUGUCAAUGAUGUCGGCGCUGCUAGAGAAGGUUCAGACCAAAGAUGCAGAAGCCUCCAACUUGGCAGACAAGGCUAUGAUCGAACAAGCCAUGAUGGCCGACGGCACAUCUCACGAGGAUUUGGACCGGGUGUUGCGGGCGCUGGCGCAGGCGGGCGACAGUGCCUUUCGUCACCGUCGGUGCCUCGAGAUCUUCGCCUGCGUCCUGCUGAUUGAGUUAAACGUGAUCUCCUGCACCAUGUACGUCAUGGACUUGUGCAGCGACCUGGAGGCCUGCUUUGAGGAGGAGACGAUCGAGAACGGCGUCAUCAAGGGCAAGGUCAUGGGUGGCUUGAACAACAUUCACGCCUGGGGCAUUGUGAUCAUGGACGGCUGCAUCCUGGUCUCCUUGCUGUACUUCCUGCUCCGGGCACUUCGAUGGUGGGCCUCGGACUGGUUCGGCCGUUCUCGGCACAUCCGGGUGAACCUCCGAGUGGCCGUUAUGGUCUUCGGCCUAGGCGCGGAUCGGAUCGCCAUCACCUGCUAA
This is a messenger RNA of Effrenium voratum, 1386 nucleotides long. The record is from the annotation of a GenBank genome assembly. NCBI's taxonomy places the organism in Eukaryota, Dinophyceae, Suessiales, Symbiodiniaceae.